GAAGCUUCUUAUCGUUGACUAAACAGAACUUCCUAGAAGCAGGACAAGUUUUCUUUCCAGGUCAGAAACUUUGCUCCCGGCGGUGUAAUGUAAAGUGGAACCUUUGUCUUCCGACCUGCCGGGGUGACACCGCUAGUUUGGGCCUGUUCGGGUAACGUUGGGCUAGUUGUGAGGUAACGUUACACCAGACUUUAACAUGCAUAUGCUAGCGCCUAACGGAUCCAUCAUGGAGCUGGACUCGGAGUUUGUGAAAAUUAAAGCUCACUACAGUGGGGACAUGUUGAUCGUCGACUUGGCAGCCACGUUAACGUUUGUGGAGUUGUGCGAGGAGGUGAGGAUGCUGUGCAGCGUUGCCAAGCAGCAGCCCAUCACACUGAAGUGGAUCGAUGAUGAAGGGGACCCUUGUACCAUCUCCUCUCAGAUGGAGCUGGAGGAGGCUUUACGUAUAUACAAUCGAACCAAGAGGUCUGGUCUACUGCUGCACGUGUUCCCCAGCAUCCCGGAGCGGCCUGGCAUGCCCUGCCCUGGAGAGGACAAAUCGAUCUAUCGCCGCGGGGCCAGAAGAUGGAGGAAACUCUACCGAGUCAACGGACACCUCUUCCAGGCCAAGCGCUUUAACAGGAAAGCCUACUGUGGCCACUGUGCUGAAAGGAUAUGGGGGCUGGGCAGGCAGGGCUACAAGUGUAUCAACUGCAAACUGCUGGUCCAUAAGCGCUGUCACAGACUCAUCCCUCAGACCUGCCAAAGGCUUAUGGAUCCAGUCAUGCCAUCACAGGAGCCCCCUUCAGAUGCCAAGAGUGAGGAAGUGGACCUUCCACCAGAUGACACAGAGGACACAGAUGGAAUUCCUUUUCUACCACACAACUGUUCAGUGGAUAAAGCAGAAGAUGCAGAUACAGAGGACAUCAAGGCGGUGGUGGACGGGAUUGACGGCAUCAAGCUGUCCCCCGGCCUGGCCCUGGGGCUCGGGGACUUCGACCUGAUCCGGGUGAUCGGGCGGGGGAGCUACGCCAAGGUGCUGCUGGUCCGGCUGAAGAAGAACAAGCAGGUGUACGCCAUGAAGGUGGUGAAGAAGGAGCUGGUCCACGAUGAUGAGGAUAUCGACUGGGUGCAGACAGAGAAGCAUGUGUUCGAGCAGGCGUCCACCAAUCCAUUCCUAGUAGGCCUCCACUCCUGUUUCCAGACAGAAAGUCGGUUAUUCCUGGUGAUUGAAUAUGUGAAUGGCGGGGACAUGAUGUUUCAUAUGCAACGACAAAGGAAGCUUCCGGAAGAACAUGCAAGAUUUUAUGCUGCUGAAAUCUGUAUCGCUCUGAACUUCCUGCAUGAAAAGGGCAUCAUCUACCGAGACCUGAAGCUGGACAACGUUCUCUUGGAUCACGAGGGACACAUCAAGCUCACAGACUACGGCAUGUGCAAGGAGGGGAUCAGACCAGGGGACACCACCAGUACCUUCUGUGGAACACCCAACUACAUCGCCCCUGAGAUCCUCCGAGGAGAGGACUACGGCUUCAGCGUGGACUGGUGGGCUCUGGGCGUGCUGAUGUUUGAGAUGAUGGCUGGGAGAUCCCCUUUUGAUAUUAUCACCGACAAUCCUGACAUGAACACAGAGGAGUACCUCUUCCAAGUCAUUCUUGAGAAGCCCAUUCGCAUCCCAAGGUCUCUGUCAGUGAAAGCUGCCAGCGUGCUGAAGGGCUUUCUAAACAAGGAUCCCAAGGAGCGGCUGGGGUGCCAGGUCCAGACGGGCUACACAGAUAUCAAGUCACACACAUUUUUCCGCAGUAUAGACUGGGACCAGGGACGUCAUCAAGAGAAUAGACCAGUCAGAGUUUGAGGGCUUCGAAUACAUCAACCCCCUGCUGCUGUCCUCAGAAGAGUCUGUAUGAAGGAGAGCAGCUCCCCCCCGCCCACCUCCGGGCUGUCCAAGCUGCCGUCUCAGCCAAACCCAGUCACAAGCCAACUCUGAGAGGCAAGGAUGAGGAGGAGGAGGAGGAGGAGGAGGAGGAAAGACACCAGGUAGGACUCUCCCUCUGGACCUUGUCAACGAGGCUCAGCGACUGGAGACAGUUCCCUUCCUGGACCGUUCCGAUUGUUUGUUGGAAACUCUUCUUUUCUUUACGAGGAAAACAAAGACACUGGACUUCAAGAACAUUCCCUGACGUUUUGUUGUCUGUCCCUUUUCUUAUCUCUUCUUUUGUCCUCCGGCUUGGUUUCUGUCCUCUCUGAAUGUCCCCCGUGGUGUUGAGAGAGAGCCGUUUCAUUCUGUGCCUGCCAUCAUGAACACAUCUCCGCCCGCCUCACAUCCCUGGAUCAAUAUGACAGUUCUGAGGAAGAACUUGAAAUUUGACGUGCACUUUCUUUUGUUUUUUUUCUAUCUUGUAGGGGGGGGGGGCGACGCCUCACACAACAAGAAUGUACAAUGACAAAGGAAAAUAAUAAGUUAUUAUUGUGUAAUAUAAUGUAGGUAGUGACUCCAGGAUUGACGAUGCCUUUUUAUUGAUGCAAGUGGCACAUUUCCAUCGUAACCACAAACAUUUCUUUUGUUAUCUUUUAGGAUUUUCACAAAAACGGGAAGGGGGGGGCACGUACUGGGAGACAACUUUUUAUUUAAGAAGUGCCUCAAAGAUCGUAUUAAUUACCAUGGCUCUGAUUGCACUUAUCUCUUAUUGAAGAUGUUCACACAUCAUGGCUUCAGAAGAUCAACUGGAACCAUGGCAACUAGCAUGGUUGGUCCAGACCAUUCACAUUUUAUGGGUGAAUCAAUUUAUUGGAUGAAAGGUAGCCUGCACAACACUGAAUCUUCUUAUUUUGAAUGAAUCAAUUAAUCAAAUCUGUGUAGAAGCGGUUCUCUGGGACGGAUUUAUAAGAGUAGCAUCUAAGCUAACAGCAGACUACAACUAGGGUCAGUAAGAGACAUGAUGAAAUGUCACAGAUGGGGGGGGGGACACCUUUACAGUCCAAUGUAAAGUUGUGUACAGGCCGCAGCCACUCUCAGUCCAGCAGCUCUUCGAGGCAGCAGUUAGCUCUCUGAUGUGGUUCCUCUUCAGAAACAGAGCUCCCAAGAGAGGCUGGGCCCGGCUCAGACUCUUCAGACUCUUCCUCUUACUCACCAGAUGCCCAGCGGGACUCUCUGCAGCCCGGCGAAACACCGUGAGCCCGGUGGGUUUCUCCCUGUUAUGUGGCAAAGUGUCUCCGUUUCCAUUUUGGGCUCAUUGUGUUUCCGUCCCCGCUCUGAGGCUGGCUUCACACGGGGCAACUACAGCCCAGCGCUGCUUAUUACAUUGUUCCUUUGGUUUUAUGGGUUCAAUGAAAGGACUCAACUCAACUCUUUCAGUCACACAUCCUGUGAAAUGAUACAUUAUAUUUAAAUGUAUUGUUAUUUUACAUGGUUUUAUUUCUAAGAGAAACUAAGGACUGUAGAGAUCCAACAGAGUGGGUG
Trematomus bernacchii (emerald rockcod) is the source of this 3436-nucleotide messenger RNA. RefSeq names its product protein kinase C, zeta (gene prkcz). The record is from RefSeq and is a predicted model, not a curated record. Gene Ontology annotation, biological process: protein phosphorylation. Gene Ontology annotation, molecular function: ATP binding; protein serine/threonine kinase activity; protein binding. Lineage: Eukaryota; Metazoa; Chordata; Actinopteri; Perciformes; Nototheniidae.